GAGAUUCAACUCUUCACUUCUUUGUUUUUAACUUUCUGUAAUCACCUCAGCUCUGAAUUCGACACACAGUUAUAUUUCUGAUGCAUAUCGCUCUGCAGAGCUUUGAAGUCGAGUAGGUCCCCUCUAUAUCUUUGAAAGAUCGGAUUGCUGUAGUUCAUAACUAAAUGAGUUCUCUAUGUUUACCAGAAGUUAAGACAUUUUUCUUGUGAAACGAUAAUUUGUUAUAUCUUGAAAUGAGUCCUUUUACGAGGUUUAGGAGAACUGGUCACUCUAACUCGGGAAGUAUAUUCAGGGAUAGAAGUUGGUUCCAUCCGUUUCUAGCUAGUUUAUCCAUCUUGAUUACUUUGUUUAUGUCUGCUGGUCUUUUAAUGUUUUCAUCUUCGUUUUUUUGGGAUCCACAUCAGUUCGACAUUGUUUCAUUUGCAAGGUCAGACUCAAGUGGAUAUUUUGUAGAGUCGGAAUUAAAUAGAUUGUCUGAAACCAGUAGGGUUUUAAAAACAGAAGCACCAAGAUUUGCUUAUCUUAUUUCAGGCACAAGUGGCGAUUGUCAGAGAAUGCUGAGAACCUUACAGGCUGUUUAUCAUCCAAGAAACCAGUAUAUACUGCACAUGGAUCUUGCAGCUUUGCCACGUGAAAUGUUGAAUCUAACAAUGUCGGUGAAGAAUGAUCCUGUGUUUCAUGAAAUUGGUAAUGUCUAUGUGAUGGAGAAGUCGAAUAUGGUUACAUAUAGAGGGCCUACAAUGAUCGCAACUACUCUUCAAGCAAUUGCAAUUUUGUUGAAGAAGAGCGCUAGCUGGGACUGGUUUAUAAACCUCAGUGCUUCAGAUUAUCCUCUUAUGACACAAGAUGAUAUGCUUCAUGUUUUCUCUAAUAUGUCCAGAAAUAUGAACUUCAUCGAACACACAAAGAUACAUGGUUGGAAACUCCAUCAUAGAGCAAGGCCGAUUGUGGUUGAUCCUGGUCUUCACUUGUCGAAGAAAUCUGGCAUUUUCUGGACCACCCAACGGAGAUCAAUCCCGACCUCUUUUAAGUUGUUUACUGGCUCAGCUUGGGCGAUCCUCAGCAGAUCAUUCGUCGAAUACUGCAUAUGGGGAUGGAACAAUCUUCCAAGGACUAUCUUGAUGUACUACACAAAUUUUAUUUCCUCUCCAGAAGGCUAUUUCCACACUGUGAUCUGCAACACUGAUGAAUAUCGCAACACUGCAAUAAGCCAUGAUCUCCAUUACAUUGCCUGGGACAGUCCACCAAAGCAACAUCCCAAGUCCUUGACAAUGAAAGACUUCGACAACAUGGUAAAUAGCAGUGCCCCAUUUGCCCGAAAGUUUGCCAAGGAUGAUCCAGUUUUGGACAAGAUUGAUAGAGAGCUUUUAGGGCGUACUAAUCGGUUUGUCCCUGGAGCAUGGUGCAUAGGUAGCUCAGAAGCCGGGUCUGAUCCUUGCUUCUUUCGUGGUAAUGAUUCGGUGUUUAGGCCAGGCCCUGGUGCUAAGAGGUUGAAAGUGCUAACUGAUCAGCUUCUGUCUAAGGAAUUUCGAGACAAGCAAUGUAAACUGUGAUAAAGCAAUGUCUGGAAGCUUAUUUGAAUCAGGUUGUAAAAGCUUAUUUCUCCCA
Messenger RNA from Daucus carota subsp. sativus, 1608 nucleotides. Its product is annotated as beta-glucuronosyltransferase GlcAT14A. NCBI's taxonomy places the organism in Eukaryota, Viridiplantae, Streptophyta, Magnoliopsida, Apiales, Apiaceae. The transcript has 4 exons. Bases 234 to 1553 code for a protein of 439 amino acids. Gene Ontology annotation, molecular function: glucuronosyltransferase activity. The record is from RefSeq and is a predicted model, not a curated record. Gene Ontology annotation, cellular component: membrane.